This is a messenger RNA of Brassica napus (rape), 4397 nucleotides long. Its product is annotated as aldehyde oxidase GLOX-like. The transcript has a single exon. The record is from RefSeq and is a predicted model, not a curated record. The coding region runs from base 2551 to 4218 and encodes 555 amino acids. NCBI's taxonomy places the organism in Eukaryota, Viridiplantae, Streptophyta, Magnoliopsida, Brassicales, Brassicaceae.
CUGAAUUAUUGCAGAAACUUAUUUGUAAUAAGUUCAAUUAAAACAAAGCCCAUAACAUACGUAGCAAACUUGGUAACAAUUUAUCUAUUUUAACAUUCGGAUCUUCUAUCCAACAAAAUGUAACCCAUUAUUUAUAGCCCAUAUAUUAUCUACAAAUAUGGAUCUCACUUUUAAAAGAUAAUUAUUUGCUUAAUAGUUCGCAUGUCCAAUACUAAUUUCUACUAUAUUAAUAUAAACAUGCAAUAGGAGUGUUCAAUCCAUAUUUCGGUUCGUUUUUUUCCCCUAUUUUUCGGUAUUACGAUUUAUAAAAAAUAACUUACAUAUUGAAACCAUAUCUACGUUGGUUUGGUCCGCGGUUUAUAAACCAUCGGUUUUUUGUUUAUUCGGUUUUAUACCAAAACAUUGUUGUAUAUGAUUAGAUAUUGAUUUUAUUAAAACAUAAAGAUACAGUAAAAAUUUGAUAAAUUAAUAAUUUUGGAACGAUAAUAUUUUAUUAAUUUAUAGAGAAAAGAUUUUAAUUUACAAAAAUAAUUCUUUUUUAGAUUUUUCUAUUUUAAAUAUAUUUUCUAUAAAGCAAGAAAAGAGUUAAUUUUACCGUAUAUACAUUAAAUAAAAUCUAUAAAUUAGACUCUUAUAUUGUUUUAAUAUAUUAUAUAUGGUAUAUAUUUUAUGUUUCAAAGAAUUCAGAUGCGGUUUUAGAUAUAAUUGUGCUAAAUAUUAUCAAAUUAUAUUGAAAUUUUAAGAAAAAUAGAGAAAAUUUCACUGGGAAUAUAAAACCAACAAUAUAAUGUUUAGUUUGUACUUAUCUAAAUUUAUAUAUAGAUAAAUUAUUAUGAUUUUAAUGAGAUCAUAUAUUUACAUAGGACUUUUUAUAAAUUAUUAUCUUAUUAUUUUAUUGAUUUGUAUCAUAUUUUGAGCCAGCCCAACUCGGAACAUGAUAAAUUUAUUAAUCUACAGUAUUUAUUAAUUAAUUUAUUGAUUAUUAAUUUAUAGAGUUUCUACAGUAUUUCAGUUUUCAAAUAGAAUAUUUUAUCUAUUUUAUUUUACUAUUUAUUAAUAUGAUAAUAUUAUUAAAUAAUUGAUAUUAGCACGCAUAUUUAAAAGUUACGUUUUAUUUAGUUUGAUAAAAGUGGAAAAUGCUAAAAGCAACAUUUUAAAUAUGAAAAUAAUAUAAUAAGAUAAAUUAUGUAUAAAUUAUAUAAUUAUCUACUAUUAUAUUUUAAUUAAUCGAUUUAAUUAGUUUAUAUACCAAAUCAUAUCCAUAUAUUGUUGUUUAUUAAAAAUAACAUCCAUUCCGUAUAUGUAUAUAAUGUUUACUUUGUACUUAUGUAAAAUGUAUAUAAUGUAUAUUUGAUAUUACCAAAUCUAAAAUAUUUUUACUAUUUUGGUUUGGUUAGGUUUUAAUAAUUCAGUUUUACCGUGAUGAAUACUCCUAUGUAAUACCAAUGCUAAUGUGUAAUACAAUUUUACAGUAAAAAUUUUAAUUUUUGUGAUACCUAAUAAAAUAUAAAUAUGUAAUAGUUUAGAAUUUUUUUUAUAAUUAUACAUUUAGAAAAUAUAGUUCUUAUUUCAUGCCAAUAUAAUUUAAUCUAUGUAAAUAUAUGAUAAUAAUAAAUUAAAAUAUGUUUCACUCCGCGCAGGAUCAUCACCUAGUAUAACUCAUAAGACAUAACCAACAAUAGACGUUGUUCCUUCGAUCGACGACAAUAAACAUUAUAUAACAACGGUACCUAGCAGGUUGGUACUACGUCUUGAUAAUUAUAAUUUAAUUUAAUUUAAUUAAGAUGGUAUCCUAGAUAGCAUGAUGGUAUUGAUAAUUUAGUUAAGGUUUAUGCGAUGUGAAUAGGAUCAUCUAAGUGGUAAGUUUUGUAUUGGAAUUGUUGUUUUUGAUGUGGAAUUUUAUGUGGCUUCAUGUAUAGUUGAUUAAUGUUAAAUGGAGUUUAAGUCACAGAAGAAACCUUUUUACAACUUUGGGAUAACCCUGUCUCGUGCAAACCCAACUAUUCUAAUUUCACAUUUACAUAUUUUUAAAAAUAAAUGAUAUUGGUUAUUUUAUACACAAAUCAUAUCAUUUCAUAUUAAUUUUAAUGUUGUUCUCAGAUUUUUCUAACACAUUUUAUUAUACAGAUGAAGAUUUGACACACGUUAAGUUAACACGUUUUUAUUAAUGUUAGUCAACUAAGAUUAAUUUCAAAAUUUUGAAAAACAUAUAAAUAAUUGGCAUACAAAAAUUCAACAAUAUGGCAGAAUUUCAGGUUUAUAUCAUCGAAAAUUUAAAUUGUUAAGUUUUCAAUCUUCAAAAUGGGAAACGAAAGCGUGUCAUAUUAAUUAUUUUUGGAGUAAAUUUGGCAUAAUUAUUUUGAAAUAAUGGCGGGAGUUACUAAUUAGUAUGCUUUAUUUACGUCAUGACAUUAAUAUUGAUCUUUUUUUCUUCCAUGCUUCUACAAACUACAUCUCAUGGAUCGUUUAAUAUUAUACCACACAAGCUAGAAAAAAAAUAUAAAAACCGAACCACCCGUGACAUAAACUCAAUAUUACAACCAAACAAAAAUGGCAGCAGAAGCCAAACCUCAAAUCCUCUCCCACGUCAACAAUCUCAAUUACUUCUCUAUCCUCCUCCUCCUCCUCUCCUUCAACGUAGCAUCCGGCGCCGGAGGAACAUGGAGGCUUCUCUUAAACGACGUCGGAAUCUCAGCAAUGCACUCACAACUUCUCAUCAACGACCGUGUCAUAAUGUACGACCGUUCCAACUUCGGUCCUUCAAAGAUCUCUCUCCCUAGCGGAGCCUGCCGCGUCAGCCCAAACGACGUCGUUUCAAAACGCGACUGCACCGCGCAUUCGAUAGAAUACGACGUCGCUUUUAACAGCAUCCGUCCUUUAACCAUCGAAUCCAACACAUGGUGCUCCUCAGGAGGAGUCACUCCCGAGGGAGCUCUCCUCCAGACGGGAGGAGACAAAGAAGGAGAACGUAAAGCUAGAAUGUUCUAUCCUUGCGACGACGAGUCAUGUGAUUGGACAGAAGUUGAUAACGCACUUUACGUAAGAAGAUGGUACGCUACGAACCAUGUUCUUCCAGAUGGUCGUCAGAUCAUAAUAGGUGGUCGAAACCAGUUCAACUUCGAGUUCUUCCCUAAGACAAAAGCUCCAAGUCUCUACAAGUUACCCUUCUUGUCCGAAACCUACGAUGCUGGACAAGAAAACAAUCUCUACCCUUUCGUUUUCCUCAACAGCGACGGAAACUUAUUCAUAUACGCUAACAACAAAGCCAUUUUGCUAGACUAUAAUAAGAACACUGUCGUGAAAACGUAUCCGAAGAUCCCUGGAGGCGAUCCGAGAAGCUAUCCGAGCACUGGUUCAGCUGUUCUUCUCCCAAUCAAAAACCUUGAAGCUGAGGUUGUCGAGAUGGAAGUUCUGGUGUGCGGCGGUGCACCGAAAGGAUCGUACCUCCUCGCUUUAUAUAAAAACACUUUUGUCAAAGCUCUUGACACGUGUGCAAGAAUCAAGAUCAAUGAUGAUAAACCUCAAUGGGUUCUCGAGAAGAUGCCUAGGUCGAGAGUAAUGGGAGAUAUGAUCCUUUUACCUAACGGACAUGUUCUGUUAAUUAACGGUGGCUCAUCAGGCUCUGCUGGUUGGGAGCUAGGUCGUGAACCGGUUUUGAACCCUGACCUUUAUCAUCCCGAUAAACCGGUCGGUUCGAGAUUCCAAGUACAGAAUCCUAGUACUAUACCAAGAAUGUACCAUUCAACCGCCGGUUUACUCCGUGAUGGUAGAGUUCUAGUCGGAGGAAGCAACCCACAUCAGUUUUAUAAUUUCACCGACGUGCUUUUCCCGACGGAGCUUAGGCUAGAAGCUUUCUCUCCGUCGUAUUUGGAAUCUCAGUAUUGGAGUAUACGUCCGAGGAUUAUUAGUCUUUUAUCACACUCUACGGUUAACUACGGUGGAAUCUUGAGGCUGAGGUUUAUGGUGUUCGGUAUAGGAGGAGUGCGAAGUCCGGUUAAGGUGACGAUGGUGUUUCCUUCGUUUACUUCUCAUUCCUUCUCCAUGAGUCAGAGACUUUUGGUUCUUGAUCAUGUUGAGUUAGUGAGGAUAGGAGUGUGGACUUAUGAGGUUAGGGUUAAGGCACCAAAGUCUAAGAACCUUGCACCACCUGGUUAUUACAUGGCUUUUGUUGUGAACCAAGAUAUACCGAGUGAAGGUAUUUGGCUGAGGUUGCAGUGAAUGUGUUUGUCAAUGUUAUAUAGUUUGGUCUACGUGUGUGGUAAUUUUUUAUUUUAAAAAAUCUGUUGAAUACUUUUUGAUUUGAGUGAUCAAAAUUUAUUUCGAGGAAAUGUAUGUAAUAAGAUUGUUGUUUGGAUACAAUUUACAUGAAUGAGAUUCUUUCGUCUCUGAGUUGGUAA